This is a messenger RNA of Paramecium sonneborni, 2164 nucleotides long. The record is from the annotation of a GenBank genome assembly. NCBI's taxonomy places the organism in Eukaryota, Ciliophora, Oligohymenophorea, Peniculida, Parameciidae.
AAAAUCAAUAAUGAGAGUGAUUUAUUUAGUUUUAGGCGCAUGUUUAGUUUUUGUUUCAAUUCCAAUGUUUUAUGAUAAUACUGAUAGUGCUUUAUGGUUGGAAAAGACAGAAGCUCACACAUUUUUUAUAAGUUCAUCAAAUAGACGAUCACUAUUAUAAGAAAAGUAUUAAUAAUAGACCAUAUUAGUCAUGAGAUGAUAAGAUAAUAAGUAGAAGCAGAAGAAAUAGAGAGAGUGCUAAAAUUAUAAUAAUUAUUUGAAGAAUCAAAAAAUAUAUGUUUAAAUGGUAAGGAUCCUAAAAAGUGGAGUUAUGAAUAGAUAGUAAAUGAAUUUAUAAAAGGUCCUUGUGCUCCAGUAAUUUUAGUUCCAGGAUUGGCAGGGACAUCUUUGGAAGUAUUAAUAAAAUAGAAUUAUAGAUUGAAGUAGAUUGUGAAAAACUAUAGAAGGAAAGUCCAGAAGUAUUUGAUAGUUGUGGUUGGUAGACAUGUAAUUCAUGGUAUUUUUGGUAUUCAAAACCAGAUACAGAGUAUAGACUUUGGAUUUCAACAACUACAAGCACAGUAGGUGUAAUAUAGACAAGUUCUAAAGAUCACUGUUUUGGUAAUUUAAUGGAAUUGAAAUAUGAUUCUAUUACAUAAAAACAUUUAGAAACACCUGGAAUUAGAGUAUUAUAUAUAAUUUAAUGAAUAUAGGUAACUUAUUAUGGAAAUACACCCAGUACAUAGAAAUAUAAUGAAUGUGGUUUAGGAGGUAUAAAAGAAAUGACUGAUGAUUAUCUAAUCAAAUAUAUGAUGUGUGAUUAUAAAGGAUUUUUAAAUAUUGGAGAUUUAUUGAAAAAUAUGGGAUUUGUAAGUGGACUUUUAUUUUAAGCUAUACCUUAUGAUUAUAGAAAAGGUAUUCAAUAAUCUGAAGCAAAAUAAUUAAUUAAAUAAAGCAUAUCAAAUUUAAAUAAAAUCACUGGAAAGAAAGUAAUUAUAUUAACUCAUUCUUUGGGUUCUUUACAUACUCUGAAUGUGCUUGGAGAAAUGACUAAAUAAGAUAAAUAGAACUCAAUAGCAACAAUUAUGACUAUGGGUGCACCUUAUUUAGGUUCAUCUAAAGCUGUUAGAGCACAUUUAGGAGGUGAUCCAUCAUUCUUAGAUACAUUUUUAGGUCUGACUGUAGGAAUUAAUUAUUUUAAUUAAAAUAAAGCUAUCAAUUCAGCUUCAAGUUAAGUUGAUAUAUAUCCUAAGACUACAUUCUUUUAAUAUUUAAAUGAAACAUGGAUGCAAGAUAUCUUAUUAAGAAUUUAAUAAGAAAAAGAUUUUAUUGAUAAUAAAACCAAUCAUGUAAAUGCUAUCUCAUGGUUUCCAAAUCCUACAGAAAUAUGUACUAAUCUAACAGACUUUAAAUCAUAAUGUUUGAUUCAUUUAUAAGAUUUAAAAGAUUAUUUCAUUGAAAUUGGAAAUUAAAAGUUUACUGCUUAAGAUAUUAAUCAAUUAUUAGAAAAUUAUACUAUUAAUGGUACAAUUAUCUAAUAAUAUUAUUAAAAUCAUUAAUCUAAUACAUUAAAUUCUUUGUAAAAUCCUGAAGUUCCAUUCAUUGUUUUGUAUGGAGGAUUUGCUUAAACUGAAUAUUAAUUCAAAUAUUUAAAGAACCCUUAGCAUGAAGUCUUAGAGAAAUAAGAUUUUUAUUUCCCAAACUCUACUACCUAUGCCAUUGGUGAUUAAACUGUUUUAACUUCCUCUGCUCUUACUCCUGCAAUUAAAUGGAUUUAUGAACAUUAAAAUGGUAAUACAAACAAUCCAGUUAAAGUUAUAUAAUAUUGCUCUAAUUAUAAAGGUCCAUUAUAAUUGAAUCUUUAUGAUUCCACUAUUGAUGGAGAAAAAUUAAUGACUCAAAGUGGAUAUAUCGGUUUAGAAUGUGAAUGUUUAAAAAAAGGAUCAGUAUUUAAUUUCAUUUAAUUUAUAGGCUAUAACUGAUUGCAAACAUUCUUGUUUAAUCAAUGACAAAUUUGUUGUUGACCUUGUUUCAUAACUUGUACGUAACAAUUAAAAAGCAAUUAUUGAUAAAACUCCAUUUGAUAAAAAUUAAUUAGAAGAAAUAGUGAAACUAUGUUCAAAUCUUUAGGUUAGAUGAAGAUUGAUACUUAUUAUUUUUAUCAAAUUUAAAACAAAAUUUGCAC